Molecule: messenger RNA, 1338 nt
Organism: Colletotrichum chrysophilum
Lineage: Eukaryota; Fungi; Ascomycota; Sordariomycetes; Glomerellales; Glomerellaceae
Exons: 1
Coding region: 1-1338 (445 amino acids)
Biological process (GO): protein arginylation
Cellular component (GO): cytoplasm
Molecular function (GO): arginyl-tRNA--protein transferase activity
Source: RefSeq, a predicted model, not a curated record
AUGAACGUUGACCUCUCAGGCUUCUCCUACUACGCCAAGGCCACAUCACUCACGCCGGAAUACUAUCAGACGUUAUUGGAUCAUUACUGGAGGCGUUCGGGAACUACUCUGUAUCGGCCAGACCAACUCCACGCGUGCUGUGUUCACUACACUCUGCGCCUCGACUCCACUCAGUUCAAGCCAACCCGGGAUCAGCGCCAAACGGUCAACCGUUUCAACAAGUACGUGACUGGCGAGGCUUAUACGACGGAAGCGGCCCGCCUCCACCCUCGGUCACGCGAGCAGGCCAAGAAACGGGAUGCAGAGUUUGACCUGAUCGAGAGGAUCCAUGAAGCGGAGCAUGAGACCCUGCAGGUACCGCCCGAACCCGCUCACAAGUUUACUGUAACUUUGGAGGAAGAUGACUUCACCGAGGAGAAAUACAUCGUGUACGAGAACUAUCAACGUAUCGUGCACAAGGAGGGCCCCGCAGACAUCACAAGGCGUGGGUUCAGGCGCUUCCUUUGCGAGUCUCCUGUUCAACGCAAAACCGUCAAGACGGCCGACGGCAAGGACCAGGUUCUGGGCUCGUUCCACCAAUGCUACCGGCUGGAUGGCAAGUUGGUGGCUAUCGGUGUAUUGGAUCUGCUUCCUCACUGCGUCAGCGCCGUAUACUUUCUCUACCACGAGUCUAUCCACAAGCACGCUCCUGGAAAGCUCGGUGCCAUUCGCGAGAUCGCUUUGGCUCGGGAGGCUGGAUAUCGUUACUGGUACCCAGGUUUCUACAUCCAUACCUGCCCGAAGAUGCGAUACAAGAUGGACUACAACCCUCAGUACAUCUUGGACCCAGAGACACUGACAUGGGACCCCAUGGACAAACGCGUGAUGGAUUUGCUCGACAAAAAGGCUUACCUGAGUCUUUCCAGGGAAGCAAAGGGACGCCCGUCGGCUGAAGGCCAAGGUCGGGGGUCUGCAAAAGGGAAUGACGGUGGUGAAGCGAAAGUCAGCUCUGAUAGCAUGGAUGAGGACAACGACAAACUUGAUAAUGAAAACGACGACGAUGAUGACGACAACGACGACGACGAUGAUUAUGGUGAAGACGACACAUUUUUGUUCAACACCGGCAUGCCAGGCAUCAUGACACUGGACGAGAUUCGUGCUUUGAUCGAGAUGGACCACCUUAAGCUACGCAUAGACGGGUCCGGUAUACUCUUUGAGACGGGCGACCUAGUGGCAUGGCAUCGCCAGGACAUCGGAACGAGUGGCUGUCUGAAGGCCGGCAUUGCAGAAUUGAUUGCGGCCCUUGGGCCUGAUCUGCUGGAAGGACUUGUCAUCGACUUCUGGAAUCCGAAUUUCUAG